CGGCGGGCGGGUCUCGCGAGAGGGGGCGGGGCGGUGCUCCCGGCUGUCAGCGCGAUGAGGAGGCGCCGCCGAGGCCCCCGCCGCUGCCUCCGCCGGGCCGCGCCGCGCUGCUCGCCCCAUGGCGUGUGAGAGGCCGGGGCCGCCGCCUACUCCCGGCCCCGCCGCCCGCGCCUCGCAGGUAGGAGCGGGCUGGGUGGGGGCGGCCGGCGCGGGGGACGCGGUGACCCGGCGGGGCCCCGCCCGCCCCCCCCCCCCCCCACUUCCCCCGCCUCCCGGCGCCCUGUGGGGUCCCGGCGCUGCGGAAUCCGGGCGAGGAGCGGGGCCGGGCCUCGCCCGCCGAGCGCGGCCUGUCAGCGCCCCUGCCCCGCCGGGCACCGGCCGUCGCUGCGGUACGGGGGAGGGGGCUGCCCGCCCGCCCCCCUCCCCCUCGCCGCUAGGCUGCUGGGCCAACCGGGGGACGUGGGGCAGCCAUUUGGUGGCGGCUUCGAAAUGACGGCAAGAGCUGGGGCUGGGCACAGGUGCGCGGCCGGCGGCUGCUGACAGCGGCCUGGCGGAGGUGGGGGGGGGGGCGAGGCUGAGAGGAGACCCGCUGGGCCUUCCCGCGGCGUGCGCCGGGGCUGCUCCGCGCUGGCACCGGCGAACGGCAGACGGUGAGGCUCCCGGUUACCUCGCUGGCAGCCCUUUCGGUAUGCCUCAGCACCGACCAGCCUGUUCUGUGGUGUCCUCCAGUACGGAGGAGAAUUGCACCGGUAUCACGAGUAUUCCCACUCUUGUGGAGCUGUGCUUUAGGGUAAUGGUGGAGAAGAGUCAUGGUGGAAAAUAGGCCCUAGAACUGCACCCAUCGUGUCACGUUUAACGUGUCUUAAACAACAAAACAAAACAACUGAGCAGGAAAAGCAUGUCUUAGUUCUGCUGAUGCUUGAGGUGCACUGAGGAUUUUAAGUUACAUGUAGAAGUGAGCACAAAGCCUAGAAGAGGGCAGCAAUUGAUUGGAGAGUGAUGAAUAUUCCGUUACAGUCAGGGUUCAGAGUGGAAUCGCGUGGAUCUUUAAUGAGUGAAAAUAAUGGCAAAGUUUAGGCUGGUGACCAGGAAAAUUUCUGAUCUAGGUCUGGUUCACUUUAAGUGCAAACUUAGGAUUUUGGUUGGAUUUAGUUGUAAUUCCUGUAGCUACUCUUGUAGAUUAUUCUAUCAUGCCUGUUAUAGCUGUAUCAUAAUGUUGAAACAAAAAUUAAAAACAGCCUUUUGAAUUGCAAGGAUAUAAAAAUUUUAAUUGUGACAGAAAAGAGCUUCUCAUUUCAAAUGAGAACCUACAAGUACAAUUGUAAAUUUUUCUGAAUCAAACUACUCUUAUUUGACCUUUUGGUCUGUGUUAAACAUCUGUAGAAAUUCUAGAAAUUGAAGUUUGCAUUGCUAGUAUAAGUAUUAUUAUGUGAAGCACUGAAUUCUUAAUUUUUGUAAUUAAUCACUUUCCUGAGAAGUACAUGCCUUUUUAAUGAACUUUUUCUUGUUUCUGCAAUGUAAGCAAAGCUUUCCACAAGAAAAGGUUUCUUAUUAACUCAUGUUCCUGUCCUCUUUGAGGUCACGGCCAUUUCUCUCAAAAAUACUCAAUUCCAACAAUUUCAGUGUCAAUGCUUGAGAUAUCUCAAACUUAAAUCCUAGUCUUCAGUAUUGAUCUCUUUUAUUUAAGCCUUUGUUGAUUUACAGGAGAUAGAAUAUUUACAGUAUCCAGAGAGUAAUAGCUGGUAGCAUUUGUUUUGUUAGGUGUAUGGUAUGUUUUGUUUGUAAGAUUUUGUAUACCCCUUAAUGGGAUGAAUAGAAGUGGCCUCUCCUUACUGACUGGACAAUUCUAAUGAAAUGGGAAAAAAAAAAUCUAUAUCCAUGGGCAUAUUAGGCUCUUCUGUACAAACUUUAAAAAUGCUUUCUGACUCCUAUGGAACCCUCUGCUUUCUUGCCUGUGUCUCAGAAUGGAAUUAGUAUUUCAUUAAAAUUAUUUGGGACAUGUUAGAAUACGGAAUUUCUCUUUUGUAAAAUGUAUAGUUUAAGCAUGGAGGUCAUGCUUUAAAAAUAAAAAAAGGCAUGGGGAGCCAAGCCAUCCAGGAGAGUCCUUAUUCUCUGAAAAUAUUAAUGAAGAGCAAGGAAUUCUUAAGUGUAUCUCAUCUUGAAGUAAUUGUGUCAAAAUAGAUCUGCUUAGAAAUAGAUUCCCUUUCUCUGCAUUCAGUGUGAGUUCAACUGAUUUUGGUGGCAAAGAAAAUUUUUCAUUUAUUUGCCCUUCAGUUACUCCCAAAAAGUCAAUACUGUUACAGGAGCUGAAUUUCUAUCAGGCUUGUGGCAAGGACAAACUCUUCUCUCAGUGACACCUACAAAACACAAAAAAACCCCACACUGGCAUUACAUAAGUACAUAGGAAACUUUUAAAAAUCUGGUAACAGGAUUUCUGCUAGCAGCACUUGAACAGGAAAGAGCAGGUGUGAACUGUUGAGGAUACAGUGACUCUAGUGUUGACUUGGCGGGGAUUUACCUCUGAAUUGAGUGAACUUUGGCAGCCUCUGAGCAACCUGAACUUAAAUUUGUAUUCGUGAGUUGUACCGCUGUUCAUGGGGAGUUAUUCUUCAGCCAUGUGUUUUAGGGAGGGAGAGGGGAUCCAAGCUUUAAUUUUUUAAGAAGAUAGCAAGUGAAGCAUCCCAUAAGUGUUUUGGCAAAACAUAGUCUGGCUAGAGAUCUGUAUUCUAGUACGUCACCAGGCUUUCCCUUGAUGAUAACUUUUCUGGAGUUUAAAUUGGGCUGUAAAUACCCCCAGUAGCAUUAAUGUUCAGUGAAAAAAUGGCAUCGAAAUACUGUCUUUAAUGGUCAUUAAAGACUCUGCUUUAUAUAUAGAAUUUCACAUGAUCAGAAGAGACUUACAUGUGACAUAUUAUGGAAUGUAGAAAUAAGCAAGUCUGCUCUGUAAAGAGGAUUUAUUUUCAUUUCAAGCCGUCAUAGCUGAAUGAUGCAAAGCUAUUAUGGGGAUGGCCCUUUUCUAAGCCUUUAAUGAAGCUAGUUUUUUAGAUCUGUAGAUGAUGGCAGUUGAAGAGAAAUGAAUAAAAGAUUUUAGUCCUUUCAGAGAAUAAUUUAAUACUGAUAAUUUGAUUAUGUGGACACUAUGUUUUUGACCAAGGCAGGAUGUUUUCAGAACUACAUCAUUUAGGAAGGCAGGCAGGCAGGCUUGAAGAAGCUACCUGCUUAUAGUGCAAACAAAUGAUUAAUCUGCAUAAAUGGAAAAUUAUAAUGGAGAUCACUUAAUAAAGAAAGAGAAUACCAUGAUCUCUGCAGUCAACAUUAAGAGCAAGUCAAUAUCAAGGACUCUUUAAUUUAGCGAUUAAAAAUCAAUUGAAUUCUAAGAUUUAGGCUGAAAUCCACAGUGGGAUUGUAAUUGGACUACCUUGAUUUGUGAAAAUGCCAUAUAAUCCCAUAAGUUUCAGGAUUUUUCUUCAUCUGUAGAGAAGACUUUCCUUUGUUCAGCACUGACAGUUACUCCAUGUCGCAUUCUUGUAGAAGCUCUGCUUAUUAGACUUUCCUUUGCCUGUAUCCCACGAGGGACCUGAUCAAGUAGGCCUGAGCAGAGCAGACCUAGUGUGGAGCUGCAAGACUGCCGCUGUUGUUCAGAAACAUGGCUGCUGGUGUGACGCUGCUGCUUUGCUUUUUUCUCUAGGCAUUUGCCUAGGCUAUAGGGGAACGGAGUUCAAGCCUUCAACCCUUCCUGUGAAAAGGGAUGGAACUUGCAUAUCUUGCAUUUUGGUAAAUGCCCUGACUCUGGGCAGUGUGCAGUUUUGAAGGGGAUUGCUCCCUACCCCGUGUUGAACCUGUCUGACUUUGAAGAGAAGAAAGUUUUCUUAAGUUGAGACCCAUGCUCACCAUGCUACCUAGGAAUUGGGGCACGUGGCUGGGGAGGAGGCACUGGGGUUUGUUUGCUCCUUCCUAGGAGAACCAUACCUAGAUGUGAUCCAAUGACUGAUUAGUAAAAAUGCACAAAUAAUCUUUAAAAAUGAAGCAAAAUCCAAGUCGUCUGCUCAGGCAGCUGAAGAUGAGGCUGCAGUUGUCUUUGAUGAAUAUUUGGUCCUUUUAUGUGUGAGGAAUAGCUUCAAGGAGAGGGACUGAAAUUGCCCCAUCCCUAAAUGUGUCUAUUUGGAUGCUUCUUUGUAGGAUGAAAACAUGGAUUAAAAGUAUUUAAAAAUAAUUGAAUUUAUAUCUUUUCGUGUAAAUGAGAAAUCUAGUCACUGAACUAAGAUGUAACGCAACACCAGCACCACUAACUAAAGAUAUCCCUUUAUUUUUUGUGUAAAGUUGUUGAACUCCUGAGGUCGUUAACUUCUGGUGUGGAGAAGUCAACAUCUCCUCCCGGUGUUAGGCCUCUAAGUCCUGCAUAAAGGUAGACUUUAAGAUAAAGCACUGUCAUCAGAAUUUCUAAUUAGCUAGUCCAGGCAAUGUUCAGCUCAACAUGCUGGCUCAGUAUCCUGCCGUGGGGUUCUGAAACCUCUCCUUGCCUUGCUUAACAAGUACUAAUACUCAACUUGGGAGGCCAAGCACCAAAUGUUCGACACUGCUCUUCAUAGAUCAAGCCCUCUGUCUUUAAAGGUUUGUUGGAAUUCCUGCAGAUUUGUCGUGUCCCUACCUUCCAAAUAGCCCUUUAUUAUAUCUGAACAAAAUGUGGUAUUUUUUGGCUGGGUUCUGGUUGGCUGUUCGCGUAUAUCCUGAUAGAUCAGAAAAGUGGGCAGAACAGACAGAUAACUGCCAAGCCUGGUGCCGUAGCCUUUCCUGAGAAGCAUGUGAAUUUAGACUUUUUUCCAGAUACCAACUUCCAUAGAAUGUAUAUACAUUUCAGACGUGAUACAUCUCUAUCAGGUUUGCUCGAAAAUGGUCCAAGGGUUCUGAGGCUCAUCUGGGAGAGGAGCAGAUUAAUAAAAGGCAUGAUCACCUAAGAUUGAUUUCUUUAGGAAAUCAGGAUUAAAUUAAACAUGUCCAAAGGUUGUUGAGUAAGUACAAUCACUUGGAUUAGUUGAAAAGAAUGCCACGAGAUUAGGUAGCUAAAAGUUAAUGUAAAAUAAGAACAUCUAAAUCUUACCACUUUGAAGAUUUGUAAAUGGUACAACUACUCAAGAAAGGGUUUUGCUUCACUUCCCCACCCUCCCAUUUCAUCAAAUAUUCUGGUCUAAAAUUAUCAUGAGAAAAUCAGUCAUUUAUCAUGGUAUCACUGUUACUACACUCCAUUGCAACCAUUACUACAGUGGGGAAAUGUUAUUGUAUUAGAAAAUUACUCAGCUGUAAUAGUUUUUAUUUAUUAUGUAAUUUCUGAACUUGUGCAUUUUUCAGUUUGUCAUCUGAAGUAUUGCUUCUAAUAGUAAUACUACAAAAUCUAUUGUAACUAUACUAUGUAAACAUCUUUUAAGUAAAAACUACCAUGUCUUUUCAAGCUGUUUAUCUUGUAUGUUUGACCAGUUUCUGGAUCGGCCAUUUCUUUGGGAUUUUUUUGCAGGGUGCUUCUACUUCGACAGUGAAGAGAAGCCCUGUGUAUGUAUAGAGAUAGAUAGCAUGUCUGCCAGAAUGAACAGAUAGACCAAGGGUAAUUGUACUGAGUAUUCCUCCACUUCAAACCCAAACUGAUAUCUAGUUUGCUGCCUUUUAUUAUGCUCUCCUCUUUUUGUUUGCUGAAUUUGGAGCACUGGAGCAAUUUGUUGUUCAAGAGGACAUCCGUGAAAUACAUUGUUUCUGACAAGGAGCAAGAAUCUGUUAAACAUUUGGCUUAUGCUUUUUGUAGAAGUUGACAUGAUAAUUAGGAGAUUGUUUUCUUAACACACUGGAGUGCAAGAAUGGCAGGAUAGCUGGCAUGCUUAAUAGAGUAUGGAGACUUCCUCUGUGUAUGACUGCUUGAAGUUUUAGGAGUUGAGAGCUUUCCCCAGCUGUUUGCUGAUUUAAUUAGAUUUUUUUUCCUGUCAAGAAAUCUGAAGGUCAACACAUGCUUAGUAGAAUCUGUCAUUUAUGAUGAUUAAACACACAGAGAUGGAUCUUUAAAAAUCGGUGGUGCACACUUUAAGAAUCUGUUGUGUUUCAUUUCUAUGCUGGUCAGGAAAACAAACAACUAUAUUUUAAAAGCUUGUAAAUAGAGAGGUGGCUGUUUCUUGUAAGUCUCUGAAGUAUCUGUGGGAACUGAAUGUGGGUACUCUCUCAGAGCAGAGAUUCCUACAUUUGAGGUAAUUAAUGAGCAGUGUGGAAAUAGAGACUGUUUAUUAGGAGAUUGCCAGCAACCAACAACAUAUUAGCAACUGAGCUGUGUGUGUACUGGCCUUUUCUUAAACUUUUCCCUGUGUGAGUCAUGGUAGUAACACACUUCCCAGAGUCGCCUAGUUUGUGCUGUUACCUGUGUCCUGCACUCAGGUGAAAAAACACUGGUAGUGUUCCUAGGUCAGCAGUAGUGUUGGUGUUAGUACCUUGACGCUUCUGGUAAUGCUGGCAAAAAGCUUUAAGGAAAGUGUUUACUGCAAGGCUUUACACUACAAUUCUGUGCAUCUCUUGUCCUGCUCUUUUGGUAGGGAAGCUGAAGCUGCCAAAACAUAGUACAGUGAAAUAAUGGUCUGCUAGCCUGCUAAACAAGUGUCCAGCUUCCACAAUGCCUGUGCAGGCAGCUCAGUGGACAGAAUUUCUGUCCUGCCCAAUCUGCUACAACGAGUUUGAUGAGAAUGUGCACAAACCCAUCAGCUUAGGUUGCUCUCAUACUGUCUGUAAGACCUGCCUGAACAAGCUUCAUCGCAAGGCAUGUCCUUUCGACCAGACUGCCAUCAAUACAGACAUCGAUGUGCUUCCCGUAAACUUUGCACUCCUCCAGUUAGUUGGAGCCCAGGUACCUGAUCAUCAGACAGUAAAGUUGAGUAAUGUAGGAGAGAACAAACAUUAUGAAGUAGCAAAGAAAUGUGUUGAGGAUUUGGCACUCUACUUAAAGCCAUUAAGUGGAGGAAAAGGUGUUGCAAGCUUGAAUCAGAGUGCACUGAGCCGUCCAAUGCAAAGGAAGCUUGUGACGCUGGUGAAUUGUCAGCUGGUGGAGGAAGAGGGUCGGGUUAGAGCUAUGAGGGCAGCUCGAUCACUGGGAGAGAGAACCGUUACCGAACUGAUCUUGCAGCACCAAAAUCCUCAGCAGCUUUCUGCCAAUCUUUGGGCUGCCGUCAGGGCACGAGGAUGCCAGUUUCUCGGACCAGCUAUGCAAGAGGAGGCACUGAAACUUGUAUUACUGGCACUGGAAGAUGGCUCUGCACUCUCAAGAAAAGUUCUGGUACUUUUUGUUGUACAAAGGCUAGAACCAAGAUUUCCUCAGGCCUCUAAAACAAGCAUUGGUCAUGUUGUGCAGCUACUGUAUAGAGCAUCUUGCUUUAAGGUCACUAAAAGGGAUGAAGAUUCUUCUCUGAUGCAACUUAAAGAAGAGUUUCGGAGUUAUGAGGCUUUGCGGAGAGAACAUGAUGCCCAAAUUGUUCACAUUGCCAUGGAAGCAGGACUUCGAAUAUCACCAGAACAAUGGUCUUCCCUUCUUUAUGGUGACUUGGCACAUAAAUCACACAUGCAAUCCAUUAUUGACAAGCUCCAAUCUCCAGAAUCUUUUGCAAAGAGUGUACAAGAAUUGACAAUUGUCUUGCAGCGCACAGGGGAUCCUGCAAACUUAAACAGGCUGAGGCCUCAUUUAGAGCUCCUGGCAAACAUAGAUCCAAAUCCAGAUGCAGCGUCACCAACAUGGGAGCAGCUGGAAAAUGCAAUGGUCGCUGUAAAGACUGUGGUACAUGGGCUGGUGGAUUUCAUUCAGAAUUACAGUAGAAAAGGCCAUGAAACUCCACAGCCACAACCAAACAGCAAAUAUAAAACAAGUAUGUGCCGAGACCUUCGACAGCAGGGGGGAUGUCCAAGAGGAACAAACUGUACAUUUGCUCAUUCUCAGGAAGAGCUUGAAAAAUAUCGCUUGAGGAACAAGAAAAUCAGUGCAACAGUGAGAACAUUCCCCCUUCUAAAUAAAGUUGGCGUAAAUAGCACCGUCUCAACCACAACAGGAAACGUAAUUUCUGUCAUAGGAAGCCCUGAAGCAACAGGGAAGAUGGUGCCAAGUACUAAUGGAAUAGCUAAUCUAGAAAGUGGUGUUCCCCAAUUGAUCCCUCGCUGUGCGGACACCUCCUUGAGAGCUUUGGAGAAUAACAAGAAGGGAGGGAAGACUGGAGCCAACGGCCAGAAUGUUUCUGGAUCCCCUACAGAAUCACUACCUGAAAAUAAAAUUGGUUCUCCACCCAAGACUCCUGUAAGCCAGGCAGCAGCUACCUCAGCUGGUCCUCCUAAUAUUGGAACAGAAGUUAAUUCUGUGCCUCCAAAAUCCAGCCCGUUUGUUCCCAGAGUACCUGUCUACCCUCCACAUUCUGAUAACGUUCAAUAUUUCCAAGAUCCCAGGACUCAGUUGUCAUACGAAGUUCCACAAUACCCGCAGACAGGAUAUUAUCCACCACCUCCAACAGUACCAGCUGGUGUGGCUCCUUGUGUUCCUCGCUUUGUGAGGUCCAAUAACGUUCCAGAAUCCUCCCUCCCACCUGCUUCCGUGCCAUAUGCCGAUCAUUACAGUACAUUUCCCCCUCGAGAUCGACUGAAUUCUCCUUACCAACCUCCUCCUCCGCAGCCGUAUGGACCAGUUCCUCCUGUCCCUUCUGGAAUGUAUGCUCCAGUUUAUGACAGCAGGCGCAUCUGGCGCCCACAGAUGUACCCACGAGAUGAUAUUAUUAGGAGCAAUUCUUUACCUCCCAUGGAUGUGAUGCACUCAUCUGUCUAUCAGACAUCAUUACGUGAGAGAUACAACUCUUUGGAUGGGUAUUACUCUGUGGCUUGUCAACCUCCAAAUGAACAGAGGACUGUGCCUUUACCAAGGGAGCCGUGUGGUCAUUUGAAGACUGGUUAUGAUGAGCAAUUAAGACGGAAGCCAGAGCAAUGGGCACAGUACCACACGCAGAAAACUCCCCUGGUAUCAUCAACCCUUCCUAUGGCAACACCAUCUCCAACGCCACCUUCUCCUCUCUUCAGCGUAGAUUUCAGCACAGAGUUCUCAGAGAGUGUCAGUGAUUUAAGCGGAACUAAAUUUGAGGAAGACCAUCUCUCUCACUAUUCACCGUGGUCUUGUGGCACUAUUGGCUCUUGUAUAAAUGCUAUCGACUCAGAGCCCAAGGAUGUGAUUGCCAAUUCAAAUGCCGUGUUAAUGGAUUUGGACAGCGGGGAUGUUAAAAGGAGAGUGCAUUUAUUUGAAACUCAGAGAAGGGCAAAGGAAGAAGAUCCUAUAAUCCCAUUUAGCGAUGGACCGAUCAUCUCCAAGUGGGGUGCAAUCUCCAGGUCAUCCCGCACGGGUUAUCACACGACAGAUCCUAUUCAGGCCACUGCUUCCCAAGGAAGUGCUACUAAGCCCAUCAGCGUAUCAGAUUAUGUCCCUUAUGUCAAUGCUGUUGACUCAAGAUGGAGUGCCUAUGGCUCAGAUUCUACUUCAUCAGCACGUUAUGCGGAAAGGGACAGAUUCAUAGUUACAGAUUUGUCUGGUCACAGAAAGCAUUCCAGCACUGGAGAUCUAUUGAGUAUUGAAUUACAGCAGGCCAAAAGUAACUCAUUAUUACUUCAGAGAGAGGCGAAUGCACUAGCCACGCAACAGAAGUGGAAUUCUCUAGAUGAAGGCAGUCGUCUUACCUUAAAUCUUUUAAGCAAGGAAAUUGAUUUGAGGAAUGGUGAGACUGAUUAUACUGAAGACUGUGCAGACACAAAGCCAGAUCGAGACAUUGAAUUGGAGCUGUCAGCCCUUGAUACAGAUGAACCUGAUGGGCAAGGUGAACAAAUAGAAGAGAUUCUGGAUAUACAGCUAGGUAUUAGUUCUCAAGAUGAUCAGCUGCUCAAUGGAACAACUGUAGAAAAUGGGCAUCCACUAAAGCAGCACCAGAAAGAAUCUAUGGAACAGAAGAGACAAAGUUUAGGUGAAGACCUUGUGAUUCUGGAGGAGCAGAAAACAAUCCUGCCCGUAACUUCUUGCUUCAGUCAGCCGAUCACAACAUCUGUUAGCAAUGCAAGCUGCCUGCCCAUCAGCACAUCAGUCAGUGUUGGCAGCCUCAUUUUGAAAACUGCUCACAUUAUGUCUGAGGAUAAAAAUGACUUUUUAAAGCCUGUUGCAAAUGGCAGGAUGGUUAACAGCUGAAAGGCAUUCAUCUUUCCAGCUUGUGACCACACCAUGGAAGCAUUUACACUAGCUUUUUAUAUAUAUAAUAUAUAUUAUAUAAUGUAUAUUUUUUUUAAAAAAAAUAAUAUUGGGGUCAUGCAUUUCCUGUGGACUCUUUGAUACUUCAAGCCCCUCUCGCAUUAGCAUUCUGAAGAAAAAAAAAAACUUACUUUACUAGAGUAAGGCGUUCACUUUCCACCAAUGAAUGGAAUUUGGACAUUGUUUUACUUAAGCUUAAAGCAGCUUUUUAUGAGUUUGUAGCAAUCCGGUGCGGUAUCUGAGCCAUUCUUGUUUAAAAUGGCUUCUGUAGAAAACUAACAACUCAGUUAUUUAAACUAGCAGGAUCCUACGAUGAUACAUCUAGUGAAAGGAAGUCUAACUUAUUUGUCUCUAUUUUGUUUCAUGAGAGAAGAACUUGUGUCUUGUUGCAGCUGCUUUUUCUUUAGUUGUGGAACUUUGCAUGGAGUAUUGUUUCCUGUUUGAAGACUGAGAGGUGGAGAUUUGGACUUGAGACUUUUACAGGGUUAACACACCAUUAGCUUUGCACUGCUGCGUUAUCUGCAGGUCUGUGGUGCAGCGCUUUGCUGCAGCUUUUUGUUUCCAUUUCCCCCCCUCCCAAUUUCUGCUUUAGUACUGUAGAUACACAUACACAGGCUACUUGUCCAAGUAAAGUUAUCAGAAGUAAACCAAGUGCCUAAGUCCUCCAGCUAAUGUACUAGGUAUUGAUUUCCCCAAGUUACACGUGAAACAAUUUACAACCAUUUUGAGAGGUUAUGCACUAAUGUAACAGCAAUUUUGGUUCUUUUUUUUCUUUUUUUAUUAAUAGUUCUCAACUUGGAGGUUAUAGAAUCCAGAUGACUUGGCAAAAAGUAUCAGGUGCUCUUGGCUUUCCUUUGAAAACCCUGUAUGUAGUGUUUGCACUGACUAACAAGAUGGUAUUGCUGGUUUUUGUACUGUUUUGUUUUUAAUUUAAACUAAAUAUUGGGAAUUUAAGGCAGUUGUAUUACCUUUGUUAAAUGUUGUUAAUCAUAAUUUUGUAUUCAGGUUUAAUUUUUGCUUGUUCAGUGGCAACUUAUUUUCAAAGACCUUGAAAAUACAAUAAUAUAGCAUUAUCUGACCUUUAGAGUACUGAAAAGUGCAUGAAUUUAUGCCCUGUUAAGAUGUGACUGAGAAUCAUAUUAGACAUGUCAACUGAAAAUUGGUUUUCAUAAACACGUGUGAACUAGAGCCCUGGGCAUAUUUUUUCUUGAGAAGCGUAAAUAUCCACUUUUUUUUUUUUUAAAGAAAGCAGGACUCUCCCUCCUGAUGAUUACUAUCUUCUUGUUUGUCCUCUUACUUUUCUUUGUGACAAGUUUUACAUUUUUUUUUUAUGUUUUUAUUAACUUCUGUGAAGUUGUUUACUCUGAAAAUUGUACUGGAAUAUUUUAAGCCAAGCUGAUCUUUCACCAGGUGUACUGCAUGUAAGGGCUUUUCCUGCUAGCAAAAUGCUUAAAGAGGAUCAUGUUACUGGUCGUCUGAGUUGUUAUUUUACAAAAUCACAGCUAUGUGGUCGGGUAAGAUUUUGAUAACUGUUUUGUGCACGCUUCUGGGGGGUGGGGGUUGGCAUUUCCCUGAGGGUUACUGAUUAGACUAAGUAAAUAUUGGUGUUUGAUAUCUCUCCUAAUGAACCUGUCCAUGAAAUAAUUAUGUUGUAAAUAUACCUGAAAAUCCAACGGUUAGUUUUGAUAUUCUGGUGUCAGUAUGGAAGAUCUUACACAUCUAUUUAAUACUCAAAUGUAAAGGAAUGUAUGUAGAAAAACAGUCAAGUAGUCUUUUCUUAGUUUCCUUUGGCUGUUGCUGUACCUUCCUAUAGCCAGUACCACCUCAUAGCUAGGGAUAGACUGAUGCUUUGUUUCACUUGCAACUUGAAGUGAGUUGGAUACAAGAACCAGACCACCUUUGUCACCUUAACUUAUUUCCUAUUGAUGUUAACUUUAACUUAGAAUGUUAGACAUAAAUAUGAUUGUUGUAUAUUUUAUACCGAGACCAUUCUGUAAAUAUGAAUUUAUAUUACUUUUGAAAUGCUUCUGAGAUACUAUUAUUUGCUGUACAAUGUAAUUCCAAAACAGAUAUGCAAACUAGUAUGUCUCUUUCAUGGAUAUUUAAACAGUGAGAUCUUCCAUGUUGAAGGUGAUGUAAUUUUUUUAAAAGAUUUUUAAAUUUUAAAUUGCUAUUUUGUUACAAAAAUAGAGAAAAUAUAAAGGUUUGAGAAGUCCUUAUUUGCCCUCAGGGAAAGAGCCCUCUGUGCACCAGAACUCCACAGAACAUCUUCAGCAUGAUCUGAGGGUGAAUAUAUACUACAUAAAUUGAUUGUGUAUUUACCUUAACUUUUUAAUUUUAAAAUUGCAAUUUUAAAAAAAACUUGGUUGUGCUCUGCUGGAGGGGGAUUGGGAUAAGCUGCUUAUACACAUUUGCCUGUUUGUCCAGUGAAAUUACAUAAGCCUAACAUAUUCCUGCCAACCAUACUGGCAUAUUUAAGAACAAAUGUAUCUAUAUACUCGUCUGCAGCAGGAGGUCCCAUGAUAUAGCAGUUCUCUAGGAUGACCAUACACUUCAUAUGGAAAGUUGGUUCUUAACUGAGGCUAGGUUUGGUUUUUUUAGUUGAAUUUCUAAUAUAUAGAAUGACAGGCAAAAGAAUUAUUUGAGGGUUAUAACAGCAUGCCAGCUUUGUCUUAGGGUUUUAACACUGACUCUGUGGCUUUUGCCAUGAAACUAUGCCCUCCAGUGCCCUGACAAGGAGAAGCUGCAGGUGGGAACCUAGUUCUGGCUUUCUUCUUUGGUGAAGUUUCAGCCCUCGACUCUAUACAAACAAGUAUGUAUUCAUUUGUCUAGUUGCAAAUCAGGUGCCUUUGGGCUAUGGAAGGGCUUAUUUUCUGACACCGAGAUACAGUGACUAAUCUCUGUGGGUUAAUAGCAGUGACUCCCAUUGAGGUCUUGGCCUAACUUACCUGUGCUGUCAGAAAAAAGACCCAAAGCAGAUUUUGGAAAGAGGUUGGCUCUUUUGCUUUGCUUGGACAAGCAUUUUGGGUUGUUUUGGUUUGUUUUUUUUCCCCACUAGGGGUACAGCAGGGAUUUCACAUGCAAGAGAUACAGGAAUUAUUAGUAUCUAAGUUAAUUGUGUUGCCUCACUACCUGGAUUCAUUCCUCGGUUUGCCUCAUUUCCCACAUAGGUCUUAAUAGAGACUAAUGCUUGUGCUGGGAGAAUGCUUGUGUGAGAAAGUAAUUAUCUGUACAUUCUUAACAUACAGCAGAGUGAUUGCCCUGCUACUGAUAUUUUGUUCCUGUAAACAGGUGACAAGAAAUGAAUCUUAGUGUUUAUGCAGAUUUUGCAUUGUAGAAUGUAUACUAGACCCUUCAAAGGAAAGGUUAGACUCUUUGCAAAGCAAACUGGCGUUGGUUCUUGGUAGUCUAGUACAGGGACACUAAAGUUUGACAUUUGAUUUAGGAAAAAAAAAAAGUUGUAUGCAGCUGAAUAUGUUAAAUAAGCUCUUAAUUGCUCUUUGUAAUUUGGAAGGUUUUAGUGCUUUGAUAACACAAUUGAAAUUUUAAUUUAUCCUGUACUCAAGAGCUGAAUGUUGUUCUUGUAUAAUAGUGUACUAGGCUGGAUGAGGUACAAAAUAAUGCACAGUGGUCAGAAACAGCUGAGGAAAGAAUGCUUAAAAUAACUUGAUCUAAACUCAGAAUAGUUCCAAAUAUUGUUUUUGUUUGCUUUUUUAAAGCACAAGUUGUCAAGUUGUACCUGUUGCUGUACAUAAACACUGUAUGCCAGCAGCUCCUUGAUCAUAUUUGUGAACAGACUUUUCAUUAUUAUUAUUAGACUGUUAUUAAAGGAAAAUGUUGAAUUUGAGAGUGUAACAAAAUGAGAAGUGGUCGGAUUAUCUAUAGUAUGUAAAAGUCCAUUCUUUAUGUUGUAGUUUAAUCCCUUUGUUAGGAAAUUCCCUCUCAUUGAGGGACCUCUUCUGCAAGCAGAACACAAUAAAUGUGCUUUUUUAAAUGACCCAAUUUUCCAGUAUAAAUGAACAGCUGACUUUGGCAGUAGUCAUCACCGUGUAUCUCUUUGCUGGCAAGGGAGCACGACAAAAAAAAACCAAAAAACUAUCAGUGAUAAGACGAAACAAAUCUGAAUAAUCAAAAUGAGCAAUACCCGAACAUAAUACUACACCCUGUUAUUUAAGAAGGAUGCUUGUGGAAGCUUUUAAUCACUCAAGAUUUCGCUGUAAAAGCUGAAAUAAAACAGAGCCUGGCUGAGUUUAUUACUGCCAAAAGCCAAGGUCAUUUGCACAUAGCCCAUCAAUUUAUCCAGAGUAGAUCUCAGUUAAUCCAAGGCAUGGAAAUGCAUGCAUUUUCUUAGCUGGGCAAACAAGUACAUUAUACGGUAGUUGUGAUACAACACACGUGGCUUUUAUUUGUACUGCACAUACCCACUGUACAGCCACUCAGAAGUAUUGUGGUUAGCUUGCAGCAUCUGCUGUCCGCAUUUAUACUGUUUACUGCGUAUUCUUUUCCCUGGAAGUUUUAAAGAAAAUUUUUUUUUCUUGUUGCAUUGAUUACAUUUUAUAAAUUUGCUUAGCUGGAAAGUUUGGGAAAAGAGGCCUGUUUGUCAAUUGUACAACCGAUUGUGAAGCUCUAGUGUGAAUAUUUUUACGUCUGUAUUAGACAUUUUCUUUGCAAAUCUAUUGUUCGAUUGAAAUGUAAAUGAAAUAAAAGAUGGUGUACACCCAUCAUGUAUAAAGCAGGCACCAUCGCUACGAUGGAUUUAAUGCUCAUUUUUAUGGCGCAUUCUCAGCUUCUAUUUAAAACUAUAAUUUAAAAAUCUGUAAAAUGAAAUGGGGAUAUAUGGGGGAGUAAAUUCUAUUCCGUUUAUUUCGGUUUUGAGUUCCCAAUGGUAAUGUUUCCCUUGGUGUUAGAAGUAGGGGGGCCCCGGCGGGGCGGUGCCGUGUGUGUUUGCUGUAGCACUGAAGUGAAGAGGUUUUAGCUUUGGCUGGUCACGGAGUAGAGCAUCCUGGUUUUCAGUGUUUGAGAGACUUGAUGGAAGAAGUUUGCAGUAUUGACAUGUAUUUGCAUGCACGAAUAAAAAUUAUUUG
Messenger RNA from Grus americana (Whooping crane), 15360 nucleotides. It is a transcript of the gene RC3H2, whose product is annotated as ring finger and CCCH-type domains 2. Bases 6641 to 10216 code for a protein of 1191 amino acids. Gene Ontology annotation, molecular function: metal ion binding. The record is from RefSeq and is a predicted model, not a curated record. Lineage: Eukaryota; Metazoa; Chordata; Aves; Gruiformes; Gruidae. The transcript is spliced from 21 exons.